Molecule: messenger RNA, 3330 nt
Organism: Ailuropoda melanoleuca (giant panda)
Lineage: Eukaryota; Metazoa; Chordata; Mammalia; Carnivora; Ursidae
Gene: TUBB1
Product: tubulin beta 1 class VI
Biological process (GO): microtubule-based process
Cellular component (GO): microtubule
Molecular function (GO): GTP binding; structural constituent of cytoskeleton; GTPase activity
Source: RefSeq, a predicted model, not a curated record
CAGAGAGCAGAAGAGAGUAGAGGCUGGGCCUCUGGGCAGUGGACACACCCUUGGGUCAGUCACACUGGGACCAGCUUGGUCAGCUGGUCCCAUCAUUGCAGUGACCAGAGUCGUGUCGGGCUCCCAGCAGCCAAGGGCAUCUCUCUCAGAGACAGAGGGUUCCGUGAAGACCUCAAGGAUGCGUGAAAUCGUACAUAUUCAGAUUGGCCAGUGUGGGAACCAGAUCGGAGCCAAGUUCUGGGAGGUGAUUGGCGAGGAGCACGGGAUCGACUCGGCCGGGGGCUACCGCGGGGACUGCGCGUUGCAGCUGGAAAGGAUCAGCGUGUACUACAACGAGGCCCACGGUAAGAAAUAUGUGCCCCGGGCGCUGCUGGUGGACCUGGAGCCCGGGACGAUGGAUAGCAUCCGAUCCGGCAAAUUGGGAGCUCUCUUUCAUCCGGACAGCUUCAUCUACGGGAACUCCGGGGCUGGCAACAACUGGGCCAAGGGCCACUACACAGAGGGCGCCGAGCUGGCCGAGAGCGUGCUGGACGCCGUGCGCAGCGCCAGCGAGGCGUGCGACUGCCUGCAGGGCUUCCAGCUGGUGCACUCGCUGGGCGGCGGCACGGGCGCGGGCAUGGGCACGCUGCUGCUGAGCAGGAUCCGCGAGGACUUCCCCGACCGCAUCCUGAACGCCUUCAGCGUCCUGCCCUCGCCCAAGGUGUCCGACACGGUGGUGGAGCCCUACAACGCCGUGCUGUCCCUGCAGCACUUGGCGCAGCACGCCGACGCCUGCUUCUGCAUCGACAACGAGGCGCUCUACGACAUCUGCUUCCGCACGCUCAAGCUGGCCGCGCCCAGCUACGGCGACCUCAACCACCUGGUGUCGCUGACCAUGAGCGGCAUCACCACGUCCCUGCGCUUCCCGGGCCAGCUCAACGCCGACCUGCGCAAGCUGGCCGUGAACAUGGUGCCCUUCCCGCGCCUGCACUUCUUCAUGCCCGGCUUCGCGCCGCUCCCCAGCCGCGACGGCCGCCAGUACCGCGCGCUCACGGUGGCCGAGCUCACGCAGCAGGUGUUCGACGCGCGCAACGCCAUGGCCGCCUGCGACCGCCGCGGCCGCUAUCUGACCGUGGCCUGCAUCUUCCGGGGCCGCAUGUCCACCAAGGAGGUGGACGAGCAGAUGCUCGGCGUGCAGAGCCGGCACAGCGGCUGCUUCGUGGAGUGGAUCCCCAACAACGUCAAGGUGGCCGUGUGCGACAUCCCGCCGCCGGGGCUGAGCAUGGCCGCCACCUUCAUCGGCAACAGCACGGCGGUGCAGGAGCUGUUCGGCCGCGUGGCGGAGCACUUCUCGGCCAUGUUCCGGAGGAGGGCGUUCGUGCACUGGUACACCAGCGAGGGCAUGGACGUGGGCGAGUUUGCCGAGGCCGAGAGCAACAUCCACGACCUGGUGUCCGAGUACCAGCAACUGCAGGACGCCAGGGCGGUUCAGGAGGAGGAGGGAGAGGGCGUGGGGGAGGCGGAAAUGGAGCCGGAAGACGGGCCGCUCGAACCCCGCGGAGCCGUGUGAGGUCGGCUGCAGCCCGCACCCUGCAGCCGUCCCGCCGGCUUCCCACCCGGCGCACCGCAGCCACCGGGGUCCGCACGCACGCACACACGCACGCGCGAAUGCGGGGUCCUUCCGCUGGCACUGGCUAACUCCAGACUUCGAUAUUCACUGCACUCUAUUAACUGGUUUUUAACAGCAAAGUGAAUUUGUCUUGAAGCACACCUCCUUUGCUUGAAAAUGUUGAUCGGGUAGUUACUGCAUGCACAGCGCUGGGCCGGGCAUCAGGACCACGCGUGCGCAGUGUGCACAGCCACCGCGGCCGACUCCCCUCCCCACCCUUUCGUGGCAGCGACGAGCGUCCUGGAGCCUAGCUUGGCACCCUUGCUAAGAGUUAUGCCCCAGGCUGUGUCGUGUGCGCUGCCCAGCAUCCUACCUCCUGGUGCUCGCUGGCCUCCCGAAAAGCCAGGUGACUAACUGGUACGUGGGGAGCUGUGCAGCCGAGGCAAGUGUGAGUCAGCAUCCACUAGUAUUGAAUCGUGUGGACCUUGUGUGCACGUCAGCGUACUAACUGGAAAGGGAAAAAGGGAGAAAAAAAAAGUGGCAGUGCUUUUCACCAAAAUACCUGGCCAACCGCCCCCCCAACGACAGGCAAAAGUCACCAACCCCAAUCCUCUGAUCUUCGUUUUAACAUAGAUGUUUAGAUUCUUACGGGUGUUGCAUUCUGGGAAUUCAUUAAUCACCAUCUUCGGUCUUCCUUGUAAAGGCUGUUUCAAAAUGCCCUUUUCACUUUCAUUCAGUAAACACCUUCUGAAAGCCUCGGUAGCCUCUGCUCUUUCAGAAAGGGCACCCGGUGCGGUGCGCUGGGCAACCAUUCAAAUGCAGGAAUUCGGCCACCGCAGUGUCCUUCCUCCUCCAGGAGGACAUUGUCUCAUUAGGGAACUUUUACAGUUCAAAUUAAUUUGCAGAAGUUGCCGUAAAUGUUUGCAUGAUGACACAGCUUUGGCCAUUACCUGAGUUUAAUCUGCUCACAUUACAACAGGACCAAAUACACAGGAGUGUCAUCAAAUCAUCCAUAACUUUUUAAUUACAGUUUACCUAUUCUGACAUACCACAGGGUAAAUCCCUUCCAGGGCCAUAAGGGUCUUAACGGCCUUCUAGAAUUACCACUGAGCUCUCCUAUUUGAUCCAUGGGUAGCCGCAGUGGGAAGAGCCUCUGACACUCCCUGCAGGAAAUAUUUACUUGCAGGCAACUAGGUUCUCUCCGACUCCUGUUUGUAAUCUGCAGUCAGGUAGCAGGUGGGGGGGUGCCACUGGCGGCUCAGUCUGAGAAAUGUCCCUCCUUCACGUAUGCAUCGUGAGCAGUAACGAAAUAUGUAGGGAAAGAAAAUGAGGUCCUGCUGUCGCCAUCGUGACAAGCCUUCUAUUUACAACACUGAAAAAACUUUUUAACACUUUCUACUUGUGGCUCAAGCACUAAAAACAAAAGCAGAUUUAUUAAGAAAACGUACCUAUAUACUCUCAGUUUGAGGUUCCUAACUUCUCAAGAGGCUAAAAAGACGUACGACCUUUGAUGUUACAAGAAUUUAUACACGCUUCCACUAGCACUUUCCUUCUCAAAUCUAAAAAGGCAAAAUCAAAUAGAUACAAGGAACGAUACAGAUCUAAAUUAGAAAAAAAAAACCCUGCUGAUUUCUAUUACUGUCAAGAUUUUUGUUUGCUCAAUAGUAAUCAUUAAAGUACAAGGAAAUUCAAUUUUAAAUGGCUAAAUGGCUUUAUUUCAGACUAAAUAAAUUCCUUUUCUU